Dreissena polymorpha is the source of this 714-nucleotide messenger RNA. RefSeq lists its product as uncharacterized. Bases 130 to 714 code for a protein of 194 amino acids. NCBI's taxonomy places the organism in Eukaryota, Metazoa, Mollusca, Bivalvia, Myida, Dreissenidae. Gene Ontology annotation, cellular component: nucleus. The record is from RefSeq and is a predicted model, not a curated record. The transcript is spliced from 6 exons.
CAUACAUAAAAUACGACUACAUAAAUAUACGUAUUUUGUAACCGAUAAACAUAGUGACGCAGUCUAAAAAAAAAUGCAUGACGUAGUUAUCGCGCGUUCUGUCAGCAGACGUAAACAUCGCUUAAAGUAAUGAUGGCGCCUGAGCCUGUGGUCAAACGGAUGAAAAACAAAAACUGGAACGCAUCGGAAAUGACAAUUCUUGUCGAACGGUGUGUUGAAGGGUAUAGCCUUCUGUUUGGAUGUCAUUCGCCUUCAGUAACGGAAGGGAAAAAGGAUUUGUUUUGGAAGGAAACAAUUGAAAUGAUAAAUGCAGUUGGACCCGGUAGAAGUUUGCAUGAGGCAAAAAGAAAAUGGGUGGACCUAAAAAGUUCCACAAAGGCCAAAGAAAAAAAAAUUAAAAAGGAAGUGGGAAAAACAGGUGGUGGACCUGUGCCAGACAAGUUGUCACCACUUGAAGAAAAGGUGCUGACUGUCAUUCCGAAAGCGUCCAUUGAGGGUGUCACUGCAGAGGGGGAUGUUUUUUUAGACAAUCUUAAAGAAUCCUCCAUUGAGGAGAAAUUUGAGACUGAAGAAGUGCAAUGUACACACAAUGAAAACAAAAUGGUUUCACUGGCUGAAAAUGUUGCACCACUUCAAUUGACUGAAAAUUUAAAAACUCAAACAGAAGUUGCAUCAAGCAGAAUACAAAUAGUAAUUAUUAGUUGUUUCUAUUAA